Paramecium sonneborni is the source of this 3534-nucleotide messenger RNA. The record is from the annotation of a GenBank genome assembly. Lineage: Eukaryota; Ciliophora; Oligohymenophorea; Peniculida; Parameciidae.
AUGAGAUCCAUUUUUGUUUAAAGAUAAGAAGCAUUAUUAUAUGCAUAAUUCUAUUGGAAUUAUUCAUCUUUAACCUUAUAUAUAUGGGAUGAAACCUAUUAUAAAAAUAUUAGUAGUUGGAAACAUCAGAUUGUAGAUUUUGAUAUUUCAGAUAAAGGAUUUAUUUAUAUAUUAGUACCUAAUUUAGGAAUUUAUUAAGUAGUGAUAGAUAAAGAAUUUUAAUUCAAUAUUUUAACAAUACAUCAUUCAAUUCAAAAUCUACUUUCUAUAACUGUUGGAACCAGUAUUAAUUUAAACUCAUAAUGGGAUACAUUAAUAAUUACAAAUUAUGAUUAUUAUUCUUCUGUUUAAAAAUUUAUUGCAUGGGAAAAUUCUAUUAGUUUUUUAGGCAAUUUUAUCUUAUCUUAUUUUGACUUUAAUCUUAAUUCUAUCUUACAAGUAUAAAUUAGUUAGUAUUUUUUAAUCAUUUAACAAGAUAAUUACUUUACUGUCAAUUCAGCUGACAUCAUAUAUUAAUCUCAAGAUCGUAAUUUCGAAUUAUUCAGAUUUUCUAGAGAUAGGAAUAAUAUAACAUAAAUUUAUUCGUAUUUAGAUCCAAAUACCAACCGUUUUUAUGAAUUCAGCAAUCAAUUAACUAUUUCAACUCUACAAAAUCCUUAACUCAGAGGAACAUUUGAUUCUUUUAUUUCUUUUGGUACAUUUACAAUUUCAGCAUUUGAAAUUUAAUUACCAUUUUUUUAUCCAUUUUGUAAGAUUUAAAUUGUAUAUAAACUUUUGUCAAAAAAUGAUAGUAAUAUUUAUUAGGUAUAUAAUUAGAAAUUUCCUAAAGUCAUUAUGUAAAAUUCAAUUGUUUAAUAUGCUAUAGAUAGUUAUUCAGGCCCUCUUUAAAAAAUAAUUGCUAAUCUAUCUGAUCCUAAAUUAGGUGAGUUUGUUGACUAGACUUUUUAAUUAUUAAAUAUUUAAAUUGAUUAAUAAUUUGAUUUAGUCAAAUUAUUUUACAAUAAUUAACUUUCUAGAGAAGGUAUGAUUUUAGUAGGAACUCAAAAAAUGAAUUUGUAUUUUUAUAUUUGUUAGAACAAUUAUACCUGUAUGCAGAUCUACAAUAAUACAUUCAAUGAAAAAAUUCAUUCCAUAGAAAUUUCAUUUUAUUUUUUGACUAAUUUUACUGUUGCUAUUGAUUAAGGUAAUUUUGGAUUAGUAAUAAUCUAAGCUAAUUAUAGUGGGUCAAUAUUUAAUCAAAAUGUUGUUUUUACAGAAUCGAUUGUUUGUUGUUAACCUUUUAGAUAAUUUUUAUUAACAUACUAAAAUUUAGUAAUUCUUACUCCAGAGAACAGAAUUCUUAUAACUUCAUUUAAGUAAGAUUUGAUGUUCACUUUAGAUGAAGAAAUAGUGAAUCAACUUUUCUUCAAUUUAAUUCAAAAACGAUUUUAGUUUCAUCCCUAAUAAAUUACAUCUAAUUAGUAAAAUUAAGCUACAACUAUUUAUAUUAAUAAUAGAGAUUGUUUUCUCAUUAUCGAUAUAUUAUAUAACAAUACCAUUCUUCCUAUUAGUAUAACUUUUGUUGAUCAAGAGAUUUAUUCAUUAAAUCUCGUGAAUGAAUAAUUAAUAGUUUCAAAUUUAGUAGAAGAUAAUAUUUUAGAAUUCAAUGUAUAUAAAAUUUACAAUAUUUUUCAUCCUGAAUUUUAGAAGUAAUUACCACCUACAUAAAUUAAGAAAGGCACUCCAAUUUAUUCUGAUGAUGCUCAUCUAUAUGUACAUUCAAGUGAGGAUGACAUGUUAGUUUAUAGUCCUGCUUUACCUUAUCAUAGUUCACUUUACUAUAGAUUCAAAUUUGAAGGCAAUUAUUUUAGUUGUAUCGAUAUUAAUUACACAUCUUUUGUUACUUUUUCAAAUACAUAUCAUUUAUUACACAUAGAAUUUACUUAAUAAUUUAUUAGUAAUAACGUUAUCAAUCCAACUUAUAUCUCAUAAUUAGAUUAAAUAUUUUUUGUGAGUUCUGAAUUAAAUUAAUAAUCUAAAAUGUUCUAUGAAGAUACUUUAUACAUUAUAAAUCCAUUAACUUAUAUUGAAAUAGAUGAAAAGAAUUUAACAUAUGAUUUUCAAAAGGGUGAUAGAUUUAGAAUUGAUUUGGAUAAUCUAUUUAAUUUUUAAAUUCUCUAAUAUCAAUUAUAAUUAGAUUUAGAAGAUUUCAAAGAAGCAAGCAUUUAAUGUACAUUAAAUUAAUACUUCCAAGGAUAAUCGAAUUAAAGUUUUCCAAAUUUCACAAUCUUAAUAAACAUGAAUGAUUAAUUCUAUCUUUAAAAUAACUCCUCUAUUAUAGGAUUAUCUUCAGGUUAAUAAGUAUUGUAUCCAUAUUAUUAUUCUAAAUGUUUAGCCUCUGCAUCAUAUUAGAAUUAUAUUUACUCUAUUUGUCUUAGUAAUACAAUAACAUUUCUAAUGAAAUUUGAAGUCUAAGAAAAUAAUAAUAUUACUCAACUUUUUCCAUAUGUUGAGCUGCCUUUAUCAUGUUAAAUAAUUAAAAAAAUGAUCUAAUUUUAAAAUUUGAGUUUUGUGCUUGGACAGAAUAUAAUUUCAAGUGAAUUUGAGUACAUUUACAUUUACAAUCUAUAUAGUUUAAAUAAUAUAUCAGUAUAGAAUAUAUCAUGUAAGAAAGGAAUUCAAGAUUUCUCUAUUUAAUAUCUAUAUAAUCAUACUUAAAAUUCACAAAUAAUUGCAGUAUUUUUUAUUUGUGAUAAUUAAUUAUAUUAUAAGUUAGGAUAUCUAAAUUUAAGCAAUAAUACUUUUGGGUUAGACAGGGAUUAUCAUAAUGUUAUUUUCAACAAUAAAAAACUAUUAUUAUUAAAAUAAACGGCUUUGUUAUAAAUAAUUCCUUUAGCAAUAAAGUUUAAUGAAAUUUUAUUAGUUUUAACAACAACAAAUGCUACUAAUUUCAUAUUCACAAUGACUUUCAGUAGAGAAUUAUAUGUUAAGAAUUAAUUGCAAUUAUAGGACAUAGUUUAAUCAAUACCUCCAUAUGGGAAUUAUACGCAAUAGUAUUUUGGGAUUGCAAAUAAGGGAAUACUCAUAUUGUUAUUUACUUCUAUGAAUGAACGUAUUUUAGCUGUCUAUAAUUAUACUAUGAUAUAAACCAAUAUUAGAAAACCAUUAAUGAUGAUGGGAGGACUUAAUUAAUCACUUCCGAAUCCUUAAGGAGUAGGAAUUUCUAUUGUUUCAAAUCAUUUAGGAGGUUAAAUUAUAGAUUUGACCAAUGGAAUUGUAAAUACAUACAAUAUAAGUAAUUCUAAUUAUAUAUUCUGUUAAUCUAAUUAUGUUACUCAUACUGAUUAAAAAUAUAUAUUAAGUCUUUCGAAUUCUUUUAGUUCAGAUUAAAUAAGAUUGAUUUUCCAAUAUAAAAAAGAAGGGACAACUUAUUGGAUUUAUAUUCUUUUAACAAUGGUUAUAAUAAGUUUGUUAAGCUUAUUUUAUGUGUAUAGAUAAAAGAUGAAGGAAAAAUAAAAUGAUAUAGGAGAAUAAUCUGAUGAGUUUGAGCUUUGA